AUGGAUCAAACCUACAAGCCCACUCCAUCGGCGCCUGUUGUACGUCUCAUGGUCCUCGAGACCGACAAACCUCAUCCAGAGACAUAUUCGGGCGGGAGAAGCUUUGGCAGAAUCGUCCAUGAGCACUUUUCCAAAGCUGGCGGUGCUCAUCAUCCACCUCUGGGCGUGGAAACGGAUCAAGUCUUUGUCGUGUCAGACUACGGCGGUCGGGUUCCAACUGUAAAGGAAUUUGACGAUUUUGACGGUCUGCUGAUUACCGGCAGUGUGUACGAUGCGCACGGAAACAACCCAUGGAUUCUCGAUCUACUGGAGCUUCUCAAGGACCUCUGGAUCAAGCGCCCUGAUUUCCACUUUGUGGGAGUUUGCUUUGGUCACCAACUCCUCGCUCGCCUCCUUGGAGGCUCUGUCGGGCCCGCGCCUUCACAAGACUGGGAAUUAGGCCACUGCCGAAUCAACCUCACAUCUGUCGGGCAACGCUUGUUCCGCACUCGCGAAGGCCAUGUAUAUUUGCACCAGAUGCACCAGGACCAAGUAGUCUCCCUGCCGACUGCUGCAUCUGCGGGUCCAGAUAUGAUAUCCCCAGGUACUGAAAUUGCCUGCUGGGGACAAACUGAGCAUACACCUAUUCAAGGGUUGUACAUCGCCAAUCGGCUUUUUACUUCACAGGCACAUUUGGCGUUUGAUGAGGAUAUGGUAAAAAGACAGAUCCAGAUCCGGGUCGAUGGUGGUGGAAUCAUAGACUUCGACCAUGCAAACCGUGCAGCCGAGACAGCGCACCUGGAACAUGAUGGCGUAGAGGUUGCUAAGGCUAUCUUGAGAUUAUUUGUAUAUGACGACGAUGAUAUGGGAUUUGAAAGAAAAUGA
Messenger RNA from Penicillium angulare, 864 nucleotides. RefSeq lists its product as uncharacterized. The record is from RefSeq and is a predicted model, not a curated record. Gene Ontology annotation, cellular component: cytosol; nucleus. Lineage: Eukaryota; Fungi; Ascomycota; Eurotiomycetes; Eurotiales; Aspergillaceae. The coding region runs from base 1 to 864 and encodes 287 amino acids. The transcript has a single exon.